AUGUUGUCAAAAUUCGUUAGAGAAAGCUUUUGGGGUCGCGUCAUUUACCACUUGUCACGUAGAAAACUCUUCAAUUACAAAGAAGAGCAGCCCGACUAUGUGAUUCCAGACAAGUACACAGGGAAUAGUGAAGCUCAAUUAGAAAAUGAUGGAUCGAAGGACAAACCAGAAGCAGAAAUUGAUGACCAGAUGAGUUCACAGUCGAGGUCGAAUUCUCAAUCGUCGAGUUCUGAUUUAACAGUGAAAGUCAACAAAUCUGAUGAGGACAACUUAAUCAUUGUAGGGUGGGACGGCGAAGAUGAUCCUGAGAAUCCAUUGAAUUGGCCCUUACCUUACAAAAUCCUAUUUAUUUUCGAGAUUGGAAUUUUGACUGCUUUUGUUUAUAUGGCAUCAGCAAUCUAUACGCCUGGAGUUGACGAGAUUAUGAGAAAGUUUAACAUCAAUCAAACAUUGGCAGUUUUACCGUUAACUCUAUUUGUAUUUGGUUACGGAAUUGGGCCAAUGGUAUUUUCUCCAAUGUCUGAGAAUGCUCGAAUUGGACGAACUUCAAUUUAUAUCAUUACUUUGUUCAUUUUCUUUAUCUUACAAAUCCCAACUGCUUUGGUCAAUGAUUUAGCAUCACUAUGUGUUUUAAGAUUUAUUGCUGGUUUCUUUGCCAGUCCAUGCUUGGCUACAGGUGGUGCAAGUGUGGUGGAUGUUACUUCAAUGCCAUUCAUUCCAAUAUCACUUUGUGCGUGGUCUAUUGCAGCAGUUUGUGCUCCCUCCAUGGGUCCCUUGUUCGGCGCAAUUGUUACUGUGAAAGGAAACUUCCACUGGACAUUUUGGUUUGUUUGUAUUGCUUCGGGGAGCUCAUUCUUAGUUUUGGGUUGGUUCCUUCCCGAAUCAUACGGGAAAACCAUCUUGUACAGAAAAGCAGAGAGAUUGAGGGCUUUGACUGGAAACAAGAAGAUCGUCAGUGAGGGUCACAUUGAAAAUAGUAAGAUGACGGUACACGAGAUGGCAGUAGACAUUUUGUGGAGACCAUUCGAAAUCAUUGUCUUUGAGCCAGUGGUGUUACUCAUCAACGUCUAUAUUGGGUUGAUCUAUUCCAUUAUGUAUCUUUGGUUUGAGGCAUUUCCCAUCGUAUUCUUUGAAGUUCACCAUUUCACGUUGAUUGAAUCGGGUGUUGCGUUUUGCACCAUCAUGGUGGGAAUCUUGCUUGGGGGAAUAUUUUAUGUCAAUCAUAUCUUAAGAGUUUUCACUCGAAAAUUGCAGAAGGGUGAGAUGGUUGAUCCAGAAGUGUUUAUUCCCAUCUCCAUAAUUGGAAGUUUUUUGAUGCCCAUAGGGUUAACAAUUUUUUCGUGGACCAGUAGUGCUGAUAUUCACUGGAUUGCACCAAUGAUUGGAGCAUUAAUUGCCUCUUCUGGGGCUUUCUUGAUUUUCCAGACCUUGUUCAAUUAUUUAAGUAUGUCCUUCUAUAGGUAUAUUGCUUCAGUUUUUGCUGGAAACGACUUGUUCAGAAGUUUCAUGGCUGGCGCCUUCCCACUUUUUGGAAGAGCUUUAUUUUUGAAUUUGAGUACACAUAAGUUCCCUAUUGGCUGGGGAUCACAGAUAUUGGGCUUUUUAACCACGUUGAUGAUUGCUAUCCCUGUCUUGUUUUACUUCAACGGGCCAAGAUUGAGGGCAAGGUCCAAAUACGCUGGAAUGUAG
This is a messenger RNA of Sungouiella intermedia, 1689 nucleotides long. Lineage: Eukaryota; Fungi; Ascomycota; Pichiomycetes; Serinales; Metschnikowiaceae. The record is from the annotation of a GenBank genome assembly.